This is a messenger RNA of Procambarus clarkii (red swamp crayfish), 4002 nucleotides long. RefSeq names its product Ral guanine nucleotide dissociation stimulator-like (gene Rgl). Gene Ontology annotation, biological process: Ras protein signal transduction; positive regulation of GTPase activity. NCBI's taxonomy places the organism in Eukaryota, Metazoa, Arthropoda, Malacostraca, Decapoda, Cambaridae. Gene Ontology annotation, molecular function: guanyl-nucleotide exchange factor activity. The record is from RefSeq and is a predicted model, not a curated record. Gene Ontology annotation, cellular component: plasma membrane.
UAGUGUGAACCCGCGAUGUGUUGGCCCUCCCCUCUGGCGGUGGCACCCCGGGGCCAGGCUGUGUGUGCCGCCUCCCCUCAGUUGGUCCACAGGCGUGCUUGGGGCAGCACGCGCUCGCUCCUCAGGACACUCUUUAACGAGGCGUGUGUAGGCGGAGCCUCGUGUGUGUGUGUGGUGGAUCCUCACUCAGUGCUUUCCACGGAUAAUGUGUGUAGCUUGCUCCUAAGGUCAGAGCGAGUUGGAACUUGGAAGUGCUAGGUUUAACUUGGAGUCUGUGUGAUUUAGACUCGGCCUAUAACUAACGCUAGGUUUGUGAUGCUCAAUUAUCUGGUGGACAUAACCGCGCAGAAAAACAACAUGAAACUACCAGUACUUGUGUUGUUAGUCAUAUUCCGUCGACAAGAUGUAAUCACCAGUGGUAUGGUGAUGUAACGUUUGUCAACACCCAACUGUGAUGAUGCUUGUUAGUUGCAUGACCAGUUCGUGGUGUGUUAAUUACAUGCAAGGAUUAUCGCGUACCAAACUAAAAAACAUGUUAUGAUCAUCACUGAGAUUUUUAAAAAGUAGUUAGAAUGUUUUUACGUGUGUAAAGUGAAGGCAACGGAACAGUGGUGACCUGUUGGGCUGAGAAACUACGACAAAUGGUGCACCUUACCGGCUGGAGGUUUGGUGCUGUCAAUUUCAAGGCGCCGACGUGGCGACUAUGGGGCGAGGAAAAAUGCGAAGGUGCCAUCUACACAGUGUACCUGAAGAAGGUCCGUUAUCACCACCCAUCAAGGAGCAUUACGCAGGAGUCUGAUGAUGACGAAAUCUCCCACCUGGAGUGGGAAACAGUUAGAGUGCGGUUCCUGAAAGCUGGCACUCUUGAAAAAUUGAUAGAAUCUUUGGCAUCAGAUUCUGGGGAAUUAGAAUCCACCUUUGUUAACGUGUUCCUUGCUACAUAUCGCACCUUCUCCUCAACGAGACAAGUCUUAAACCUCAUCCUUGAUCGCUACCUCGCCCUCAAUUCCAGUAAUAAUAAGAUUAAUGUUCCAUCACAUCUUCGAGAGGACCACAAAAAGGCUCUGAGAUUAACACUCCAAGUAUGGCUGGACGCUUAUCCCGAGGACUUCAGGGACCCCCCAACAUUUGCAUGCCUACACCAGCUAUGGGAAUUCACCAAAACUCAUCUUCCAGACUCAGAUUUAAACAUCAAAGUUGGCUACAAACUGGAGAAAAUGAAGAGAGAGGAAGACAUAAAAAGCUCACCUAUGUUAGAAAGAAUUUUGUCUUGUGAGGAGAUGCGCAUACACUGCUCUUCACCGAUGAGUAAUGGAAACCAUCAACCAUACGAGUUCCUUGACAUACCAGAAUCUACCUUUGCUCAGCAGCUAACUCGAAUGGACACUGUUCUUUUUAAGGGUGUGAUUGCUCAUCAGUGCUUAGGCUCUGUUUGGUCUCGAAGAGAUCGCGGUCGUGGAGACACAGCAGCAAGUGUUACAGCUACAGUUGAGCAGUUUAAUGCUGUCAGCUUCCGUGUUCAGUCUACUAUCCUUGUUGAUACUGAACUUAAGCCUUCGCAGCGUGCCAGGCUUAUUGUCAAGUGGAUAGACAUUGCACAGGAGUUAAGAAUGCACAAGAACUUUUCUUCUUUGAAAGCCAUUAUCUCAGGUCUGCAGUCAAAUCCAAUUUAUAGACUGAAAAAAACUUGGGGUGCUGUCAUAAAAGAUAAGGCGGAACUGUAUGAAGAAUUGGCAAGGAUCUUCAGUGAAGAAAACAACCAGUUAAAUCAGCGAGAGUUACUCAUGAAGGAAGGAACUGCGAAACAUGCUCAGACUGCUCAUGCAAAUGACAGACAUCUUCCUAAAGCUCUUGAGAAGUUGGCAAUAAAUCCAUUGGCAACCAGUUAUGGAACAAUUCCUUAUCUUGGCACAUUUUUAACUGAUCUCACCAUGAUUGAUACAGCCAUCCCUGACACGGUUACAAAUGGCCUAAUCAACUUCGACAAAAAACGCAAGGAGUUUGAAGUUCUGGCACAGAUUAGAUUGCUCCAAGGUGCAGCUAAUGCAUAUCAAAUGGAAAGAGAUGAAAUGUUUGAAAGAUGGUGGGACUCUGUGCUUGUAUUAGAUGAUAAGGAGGCAUGGAGGCUAUCAUGUCAGAUUGAACCACAGGGAUCUUCAGCUCCAUCAUCUACCAGAGAGGGACGCAUAAGGAAAAGAGCACAAUUUGGUCAUAGAAAAAAUGACAGUAUUGCAAGCACCUCAAGUGGAUCGUCCAGUAGUCAGUUUUUCUUUGACAAUGACUCGCUGAACACUCACACCAGUCACAAUGAUACAUGCUCUCUAGAAAGAAAGAUGUCAACAUCCUCCAGUAGCUCAUCGCUACCAUCACUAGAUGUGUCUGUGCACUCGGGUGGUACAUCUGCAUCAGGUCGUACCCCUGAGCGUUCUUCAAGCUCUCAACAGCAGCAAAUUCUUCAACAGCAGACAACACCUUCUCCAUACAUCACUCCUGAUUUCUACAUCAUCAGAGUGUCAAUUGAAAGCAGUGCACAUGAAAUUGAAGGUGUAAACCUCUACAAGAGUAUCAUGCUAAGCAAUUCAGAAAGGACUGUGUCGGUCAUUCGAAAAGCCAUGGAGAAACAUGGAUUUGAGGGAAACCCUGAAGACUACACAUUGGCACAGUUCCUUCCUGAUGGUGAGAUGCUAUUACCUGCAUCUGCAAAUGUGUAUUACGCAAUUAACACUCAACAUGACCUUAAUUUUGUGUUGAGGAGAAGACGACAUGGUGAUGAAAACACAAUCAUAAGAAGAAAUCCAAAUAAGGACCAUAAAGUUCGCAAAAAACUCCUGGUUACAUAGCUCUAAAGCUAGGAACAUAUACCUGUGGCAACUCGAUGCAUCUCGCCCUCUGCAGCGAGAAGUAUCCAUUUCAGAAUACUGUGGAACCAAUAGACACCAAAGGAAGUGUGAAAGCCAUUUUCAGUGCAGUGUACCAAAAAUAAUGGAAGAAAGUUAUGGCCCAUGAUAUUAAGACUUUGAGACUGACGUUCUAAUUAUACAAUAUGCUAUUUGAGGCUAUUGGCAUUUGAAAUACAUAUUGCUGUGGUAUUCAAUUUGGAAAAUACACUGAAAAAACUAAUGUUCUCCAGUAAUAUCUGGGUUGCAUAACUUAAACUUGGCUCUCAUUUCAUUAGUGCUGUGAAACCAUUUCUUCAGUGUUGUCUAUAUCUGUAUAAAAUGUUUCAUUAAGGAUAUAUGAUCUGAAGUGAUAUUUAUGUUCUGAUUUAAAGUACUUUUGAAUGAGUGUGUUAUGAAAGUUAUUCACUUAAUUUUGUAAAUUGUGUAUGUAUGUGGGGCACGAGUGUAUUGGAUGGAUAAUACUCAAGAUUUAAUUGUCAUUAAUAAGCUUUAACUUAGAACUUCCUGAUGUGAAUGAGAACACGACUGUGCAAAUGAGACUGAAUAGGCACACAAUUUCAAAAAAUUAUUUAUUUUUCUUAUUGAGCACCCUUGGCACCAUAUAUAUACCAUACAGUAAUAAUCUCAUGGGGAAUUAUCUUGUUUUGAGUUAGUGCCAGAAGCUAAUUCAUUGCAGACCUGUGUGAUUAAUCUAAUUAUACAUUUCCCAUUAUCUUGUGGAACAGAUAGAAAAUGGGAUUAUUGUGCACACAUUGAUAACAUUCAGCUUAGCUGGUCUUCAAAAGAAUUCUCUCCAAUUACUCAAUCUUAAAAUUCUAGGUUACUAUUGCACUACUAACAUGUCCAUAAAUAUUGCUUUAUUUUUCGAGUUACAAAAUGUUCAAACGAUUUUGUAAAUUAUCUACUUCCCCCAAAUUUAUAAUUUUAGUAGUUUGUAUUCUCCCUAUAUUUAAAAUUAUAUACAGCACGUGGAGUUGUUGGAGAGUUAAAAUUUUAUUCUUCCGAACUGUAAAUAUUGUGUAGGUUAUUUUGUAUACAUGUAAAAACAUUCUAUUGUUACCUUUGUAAAUAAAGUCUAUUGUUUCUAAACAUUUUUGUGACA